Molecule: messenger RNA, 748 nt
Organism: Polistes dominula (European paper wasp)
Lineage: Eukaryota; Metazoa; Arthropoda; Insecta; Hymenoptera; Vespidae
Gene: RpL19
Product: ribosomal protein L19
Biological process (GO): translation
Cellular component (GO): ribosome; cytosolic large ribosomal subunit
Molecular function (GO): structural constituent of ribosome; RNA binding
Source: RefSeq, a predicted model, not a curated record
AUUGUAGUACUUCCGUUGAGAAUACGAGAAUGCGGAGAGGAAAUCACAAGUCAACCAUCUUGCGAUUCUUUCUACUCAGUCACUUAACGGAGUAAGAUGAGUUCUUUAAAAUUACAAAAGAGGCUGGCAGCCUCUGUUAUGAGAUGCGGGAAAAAAAAAGUUUGGUUAGAUCCCAACGAAGUUAACGAAAUAGCUAACACAAAUUCGCGUCAAAACAUCCGAAAGUUAAUAAAGGAUGGUUUAAUUAUCAAAAAACCAGUAGCCGUUCACAGUAGAGCUCGUGUUCGCAAGAACACAGAAGCUAGACGAAAAGGUCGUCACUGUGGUUUUGGUAAAAGAAAAGGAACAGCAAAUGCUCGUACUCCACAAAAAGACUUGUGGAUUCAAAGAAUGAGAGUUCUUCGUCGUCUAUUAAAAAAGUACCGUGAAACGAAAAAAAUUGACAGACAUUUAUACCACUUGCUUUAUAUGAAAGCAAAGGGUAAUGUUUUUAAAAACAAGAGAGUACUUAUGGAAUUUAUCCAUAAGAAGAAAGCCGAAAAAGCUAGGGCUGAAAUGUUGUCAGACCAAGCUGAAGCGCGUCGUACUAAAGUACGCGAAGCUCGAAAACGAAGGGCUGAAAGAAUUGCCACAAAAAAACAGGAACUAAUGCAAUCUUACCAACGGGAAGAUGAAGCAGCUGCUUCACAGAAAAAAUAAUUCUUAAGACCAACCGUUUUAUUAUAAAAAUAAAAUAUAUUGAAAAUUA